Pseudozyma flocculosa PF-1 is the source of this 4623-nucleotide messenger RNA. RefSeq lists its product as uncharacterized. Gene Ontology annotation, molecular function: ATP hydrolysis activity; ATP binding; ABC-type transporter activity. Lineage: Eukaryota; Fungi; Basidiomycota; Ustilaginomycetes; Ustilaginales; Ustilaginaceae. The transcript is spliced from 2 exons. Gene Ontology annotation, cellular component: membrane. Gene Ontology annotation, biological process: transmembrane transport. Bases 1 to 4623 code for a protein of 1540 amino acids. The record is from RefSeq and is a predicted model, not a curated record.
AUGGCUGGCGCGGGGCCCAACGGCCUGCGGGCCUGCAACGAUGGAUCCUUUGGGCCCGUCUCGGACUGCCGCUUCUUUGACUUCACCGCGACCUUCUCCAACGCCAUCCUUGGCACCCUUCCCGCCGCCAUCGCCCUUCUCUGCUUCGCCGCGAGGCUGCGCAUCGUACUGCGCAAGAAGAACCUCGGCCAAUUCACCGACGGCAUGCGUUCCGGACCAGUCCAAAGAUACCUCGGCGUGGCUCAGGGCGAUGCGGUCGGUGCCCUGGCCGCCGCCGUAGCUAUUGCCCACGCCGCGCUCAACGUGGUGCUGCUCGCGCUGCUGCUGCGCCCGCAGGGACGGGGCCUUCGACACGCGCUGCAAGCUCCCUCGAUCGAGGCCUGCACCGUCCUCUCCCUCGUUGUGGCCCUCGUCGUGGUCCCCCUCAGCAUCCUCGAGAGGCGCAGGACCAAGGGCGGCGCAAUGUUCAUCCCGCUCUGGCUCUUCUUUGCCCUGCUCUGCGAUGCCAGCCGGAUCCGGUCGUUUACCGGCAUGCCGCAGGUCAAGGGCGACGCCUUCUUCUACGUCUUCGUUGUCGCGUUCGCCCUCAAGUCCAUCAUGCUCGGCUUCGAGAACAGCGACGGCCGCGAUAUUGGGGAACCCAACACCAGGGAAGGCCGCGCCGGCUUUUUCUCCCGACUCAUCUUUGCCUGGCUGAUGCCCGUGCUCUGGUCGGGCUACCGAACGCCCAUCACCAUGGGCUCGCUCGACCCGCUCAAGCCCGAUUUUGGCUCCGACAGGCUCUACCGCAGGUUCAUUGGCAAGUGGACCGGUGCCGUCUCGGACUCGAGAAGUUGGAGCGAGGCGAGCGGGCACGAUGACGACGACGACGGCGACGAUGACGGCGACGCGGGCAACUUCUCUUUCGACGACGCCAAGAGCGGCCGCGAUCCCCGCGACUCGGACCUCGUCCUGCGCAAGCUGCCUCUCCCGGCGCGUCCCGACCGUGCCGGAUCGGCCGCUGCGGGAGGACGCAUCUUCCCGAAGAAGGUCAACCAGCGAGGGCUGCUGGUCACGCUCAUGCUCGCCCACCCGCUCGCCUGGUUUGCUCCGAUUCCAUGGAUGGCGAUCGACACCGCUUGCAAGCUCACCCUCCCCUUCCUCGUCAGCGCCACACUCGCCUUUGUGCAGUCCUUCGACCACGAUUCGGCGUCGCCUCCCCAGCCGACGGCCUACGGCUGGGGGCUCGGAGGCGCGUUCGCGCUUGCCUACCUCGUCCUGGCCCUGUCGACGGGUCAGUACUGGUGGAGCGUCUCUCAGCUCAUGAUCAAGCUGCGCGGGACCAUGGUCGAGGCCAUCUACCGCAAGGGCCUCGUGCUCCACCUCGACGCCGCGCGCAGGGUCGGCGGCGGCAAGGCGGCCAACCUGAUGAGCGUCGACACCGACCGCAUCAUCAACUGCCUCGACGCCCUCCAUCAGAUGUGGUCCGGACUCAUCUCGCUCGUCGUCGGCUGCUACGUCCUGCACAACCUCCUGGGCAUCGCUUUCCUCGCUCCCAUCCUCACCGUCGGCUGCUGCCUCGGCGUCACGCCCCUGAUCAGCCGCGGCAUGGGAGACCGGCAGAAGACCUGGAGCGAGCGCACAGACGCCCGCGUCAACCUGCUCAGCUCCGCGAUCGCCGACAUCAAGGGCGUCAAGUUCUCGGCCUACGAGGACGUCAUCGAAGCCAAGCUGCUCGAGGCCCGGGACGCCGAGAUCUCGGCCAUGAAGCGCUUCUACUCCAAGUUUGUGCUCGUCGCGGGUUUCAGCAACUGCAACGGCGAGCUGAUGGUCGUCACGUCGUUCCUGACCCUGAUAAUCAUCGACCUGUGCACCGGCUCUCGGCGCUUCACCCUCAACAACGUCUUCACCGCCACGACGCUCGUUGCCAUCAUCCAGGAGCCGCUGCUGAGGUUCGGUCAGGAUUACGCCAAGCUCCUUGCCGCCAACGCCAGCGUCAAGCGGAUCGAGGCCUUCCUCAACGAGCAGGAGUGCGGCCCGCUCCGCGACCAGGCCGUCGCCGCCUUCGUCGAUCCGGCACAGGCGGACGCGCGAUCAUCGUCGUCGACGUCGGCGGCAGCCGCCGUCCUCGAGGGCGCCGACCUUGCUUGGAAGGACAACGUCGUGCUCCGGGGCGUGAGCGUCGAAUUCCCGCGGGGUCAGCUGACGAUGAUCUGCGGUCGGCUCGGUGAGGGCAAGUCGACCUUGAUCCAGACGCUGAUGGGCGAGACCGACGUUGUGGCAGGCACCUGCCGCCUGCCGCUGCUGGCGUCCCAGGUGGCCUACGUCAGCCAGGACAUCUGGCUCCAGGAGAGCAACUCGAUCCGCCAAAACAUCAUCUUCUCGUCGGACAUCUGGGAUCCCGAGCGCUUUGCCUUGGUGCUAAAGGCGUGCGCUUUGGAACAGGACCUGGCGCAACUGCCCGCAGGCCUCGAGACCAAGGCCAACGCGCUGAGCGGCGGCCAGCGGCAGCGCGUCGCCGUCGCAAGGGCGCUCUACAGCGAUGUCGAGACGUACAUCUUCGACGACAUCACGAGCGCCCUCGACGCCGAGACGGCAGCCCACCUGUGGCGGUCGCUAUUCGGUUCAGCAGGCCUGCUCACGGGAAAGACGGUCAUCAUGGCCACCAAUGCCGUCCACCUCCUGUCUGAUGCGGCCCUCAUCGUCCGGAUCGAAGGCGGCCGGAUCGCCGAGCACGGCAGCUUCCAGGACAUCUCGUUCAAGGGUAAGCGGGCCAUCGCCAGGAGCAGUCAAGACUCUCGCCGUAGCGAGGAGGCUCCCGCCGAGGCUACCGGCGCUGCCAAUUCGACCGCCAAGCCAAGUGGCAAGGCUGAAGACAUCGAGCAGGUCGAGACGGGUUCGGUGGGGAUCCACGUGCUCAAGAUGUGGAUCAAGGCGGCCGGUCUCGGUCUGGUCUUCCUCCUCGUGUGCAGUCUCACGCUGCUGGCGGGGCUGCUUUCCGGUCAUCCCUACGUGCUGCAGGCCUGGGCGCUGGAGCAGGAGAGGAAUCCGUUCCACAACAUCGCCCUCUACGCACUGGUGUGGCCCGUGAUGGUCCUGUCUGCGGGCGGCAUCCUCCUCAGCCAGCUCUGGCUGAUGAUGAAGCCGCUCGCGGCGGGGGCGGGGACCCGCCUCCACGCCAUGGAGCUUCGAGGCGUGCUGAGGGCGCCCAUGUCGUUCUUCGAUUCGACGCCGGCGGGCCGCAUCUCGAACCGCUUCUCGCAGGACCUCAACAUCCUCGACUUCGUCUUCCCGAUCAACACGCUCAUGGCUCUCGGCAACACCUUUGACGUGGUCGGGCUGAUGGUGACGCUGGUGGUGCCGGCGCCGUUCCUCAUCCUCGUCUGCGCGCUUGUCAUCGCGCUGGCGAUUGGUGCGCAGCGCCUCUACGCGCCCGCCAGCCGGCAGCUGCGGCGGCUCGAGAUGGCCACCCGCAGUCCGCUCUACACGCUGUUUGGUGAGAUCUCGACCGUGUCGGGCCUAGCCACGCUGCGCGGCCUGCGGCGCGAAACGGUCUUUUCCGAGACCAACAGCCUCAUCCUCGACGAGUCGCAGAGGCCCUACUACAUGCUGCUGGGCGUGCGGCGGUGGCUACAGACGUGGCUGCUGCUCUUUACGAUGCUGGUCAACACGGUGCUGGUCAUCAUCGUCGUGUCGCUGCGCCACUCGUCCAACGUCGGUGCCGUCGGCGUCGCGCUGGUCCAGGCCACGAUGCUGGGCAGCUCGCUCAACGCGACCGUGAUCGGCUACACCGAGGCCGAAAUCGCCGCCGUCGCCCUGGAGCGGAUCCGGCAGUUUAGCCAGAUCGCUCCCGAGGAGGCGGCCGGUGCUUCCCGGAACGGCGAGACGUGCUCUCUUCCAGUCGAGAGCGUCAAGGGCGAGAUCAGGUUCGACGACGUCACGGUGGCCUACCGCGAGGACCUGGAGCCGGCGAUCAAGGGCCUCUCGUUCCACCUGCCGGCGGGCAAGCGGCUUGGCAUCGUCGGGCGGAGCGGGUCGGGCAAGAGCACGACGCUGCUGGCCCUCUUCCGCAUCCUCGAGGCAAGGUCGGGGCGUAUCGAGAUUGACGGCGUGCCCAUCGCGGCCCUGCCGGUCAAGCAGCUGCGGUCGCUGCUGUCCAUCAUCCCUCAGAGCCCGCUGAUCCUUGCCGACACGGUGCGCAACAACCUGGACCCGGAGGGCGUGUGCGGCGACGACGAGAUCUGGGCGGCGCUGCACAAGUGCCACGUCUCUGAGCUGGUCAAGAAGCUGCCGCAGCAGCUCGAGGAGAAGCUGGGCAACGACAGCACGUUCCUGAGCGCGGGGCAGCGCCAGCUGCUGGCGCUGGCGCGCGCGGUGCUGCGGAAGCGCAAGGUGCUGGUGCUCGACGAGGCGACGAGCGCCAUGGACGUCGAGACGGACGCGGCGGUGCAGGACGUGCUGCGGACGCAGUUCUCGGACUGCACCAUCAUCGCCGUUGCGCACCGGAUCGCCACCAUCAUUGGGUUUGACCAGAUCAUCUGCAUGCAGUCGGGCGUCGCCAUCGAGUCGGGCACGCCCGAGGAACUGCUGGCGCUGCCCCAGGGCUGCUUCCGCUCCCUCGCCGUCGAGCAGAAGUGCAUCUGA